AUGGCUUCAGGAAACUGGACGAGAAUAAGCGAGUUUGUCCUCAUGAGCUUCUCUUCUCUACCUACUGAAAUCCAGUCAGUGCUCUUCCUGGUGUUUCUGACCAUCUACCUGGCCACGCUGAUGGGAAACAGCCUCAUCAUUCUGGUUACCUUAGCUGACCCCAUGCUUCAAAGCCCCAUGUACUUCUUCCUCAGGAACUUGUCCUUCCUGGAGAUUGGCUUCAACCUAGUGAUUGUGCCCAAAAUGCUGGGGACCCUCAUCGCCCAGGACACAACCAUCUCCUUCCUUGGCUGUGCCACUCAGAUGUAUUUCUUCUUCUUCUUCGGGGUGGCUGAAUGCUUCCUCCUGGCCACCAUGGCCUAUGACCGUUAUGUCGCCAUCUGCAGUCCCUUGCUUUACCCGGUCAUCAUGAGCCAAGGGACACAGGCCAAGCUGGCUGCUGCCUCCUGGUUUCCAGGAUUUCCUGUGGCCACUGUGCAGACCACGUGGCUUUUCAGCUUUCCCUUCUGUGCCACCAACAAGGUGAACCACUUCUUCUGUGACAGCCCGCCGGUGCUGAGGCUGGUCUGCGCAGACACCGCGCUCUUUGAGAUCUACGCCAUCGUCGGGACCGUUCUGGUGGUCAUGACACCCUGCCUGCUGAUCCUCUGCUCCUACACGCGCAUUGCUGCUGCCAUCCUCAAGAUCCCCUCAGCUAAAGGGAGGCAUAAAGCCUUCUCCACCUGCUCCUCACACCUCCUGGUGGUUUCCCUUUUCUACGUGUCUUCAAGCCUCACCUAUUUUCGGCCUAAAUCGAAUAAUUCCCCCGAAAGUAAGAAAUUGCUGUCAUUGUCCUACACUGUCGUGACUCCCAUGUUGAACCCAAUCAUCUACAGCCUGAGGAACCAUGAGGUGAAGAACGCCCUCAGCCGGACCUUCCACAAGGCCCUAGCCCUCAGAAACCACAUCACAUAG
Jaculus jaculus (lesser Egyptian jerboa) is the source of this 954-nucleotide messenger RNA. RefSeq names its product olfactory receptor 10A5. Lineage: Eukaryota; Metazoa; Chordata; Mammalia; Rodentia; Dipodidae. Gene Ontology annotation, biological process: G protein-coupled receptor signaling pathway. Gene Ontology annotation, molecular function: olfactory receptor activity; G protein-coupled receptor activity. The coding region runs from base 1 to 954 and encodes 317 amino acids. The record is from RefSeq and is a predicted model, not a curated record. Gene Ontology annotation, cellular component: membrane. The transcript has a single exon.